UUUAGCGUUUCCUUUUGGAUUGCUAACAAACAGCUAGGGAGUCCACUCUUCACUUCUAGACGCUAACUCAGUGUAGCUGCUUGUCACUAGGUGGCAUUCGGUCAGGACCAACUAAAUACAGAAACAAUGUGACAACUUGUUUGAGAUGGAAGUUCUGUUAAGGGCGCUCAUUGAAAAGAAGAGCACUUCUGUGAAAUCUGGCGUGAAAAAUAUCAAUGGUGUACACCUGCAUUACCAACAAACAGGAAGUGGCAGUCAUGCAGUGUUACUUCUUCCUGGAGCCCUAGGUAGCAGCCACACUGACUUUGGGCCUCAGCUUGAUUACCUAAACAAAGAGUACUUCACAGUUGUGGCCUGGGAUCCUAGAGGAUAUGGAAACUCCAUACCCCCUGAAAGAGACUUUCCUCUGGAUUUUUUCUCACGAGAUGCUGGUGAUGCUGUAGCUCUAAUGAAGGCUUUAUCAUUUAACAAGUUUUCUAUGCUUGGAUGGAGUGAUGGUGGAAUUACAGCACUAAUUGCUGCUGCAGUAUAUCCCUCAGUUGUGAAUAAGAUGGUUGUUUGGGGAGCAAAUGCAUACGUUACACAAGAGGAUUUACAGCUUUAUAAUGCUGUUCGAGAUGUGUCUACCUGGAGUGAAAAGAUGAGAAAACCAAUGGAGAAAAUUUAUGGACCAGAGUAUUUUGCUAAAACCUGGUUGAAGUGGGUUGAGGGCAUUAGUCAAUUUGCACUCCAGCCUGAGGGCAAUAUUUGUCGAGAGAUGUUACCUCAGAUUGUUUGUCCAACAUUAAUUAUUCAUGGCCAGAAAGAUCCCAUGGUACCAGAUUUCCAUCCAGAAUUUCUUCACAAGCAUAUCAAGAAUUCUCGGCUGCAUUUGAUGCCAGAGGGGAAACAUAAUUUGCAUCUGAGAUUUUCAAAAGAUUUUAACAAACUAGUUGAAGAAUUUCUUCUAGAAAGAUGACUGCAGAAAGACAACUGAAAGAUAUCCUUCAAUGAAUGCUUAAAGCACAGUAACACUUCAUAUCUAGCAUAAUGAUGUAUUUCCAGAAACUCAGAAAUGACUUGUUUUCAUGUAUUUUGAUCUUGACUUUUGAACAUCUUAAUACUGUAUGAGUAAAAACAAAAAGUUAAGAUGGCUGUAGUGAUUUUUGCAAAUUCUCCAUGAGCUGAUACAAUAGGUAGGUAACCUGAUGAUAAACUUUUCAGUAAGACUAUUUGGAAUUUAGAAAAUACUCUUCUGUUGAUGCGCAAACUAAGGUUGUAUUUAAAAAAUCAGUUCAGAAAAAGAUGCCAUAUAUUGUUUCAUGCAAUUGAGUAAAAAAGUAAUUUGUUUUUGUAAAUGCAUUAAUUGCUUAUGUAAUUUUAAACCAAAACCAUCUGACUUAAAGGAAUGCUUUAAUAAUAGGUUGCAGUAUAGUUAAAUGUGAUAUUGAUUACUUCAAUGUUUUUUUUUUUUGUUUGUUUUCCACUUAAUAUUAAAACAUAACUAUCCCAGACCGAUUUAAUUCA
Polypterus senegalus (gray bichir) is the source of this 1506-nucleotide messenger RNA. It is a transcript of the gene bphl, whose product is annotated as biphenyl hydrolase like. Lineage: Eukaryota; Metazoa; Chordata; Cladistia; Polypteriformes; Polypteridae. The coding region runs from base 146 to 958 and encodes 270 amino acids. The transcript is spliced from 8 exons. The record is from RefSeq and is a predicted model, not a curated record.